CCCGCAUUGCUUCGCGUGGCAAGAGAUCUAUUGAUUUGCUAUGGUUUAUUUAGUUCUUUAAAAACUCUUAAAGUCACUCCAUUCGUCAUUCUUUCCUUUGAGUCAUGAGUAUUUCUUCGUAUUGUAGUCAAGUGACUAGUUUGAACUUCUUUUUCAUAUUUGGAGAUAUAACUGGUAUUAUUGCGUCAAAGUUAGACCAUUAGUGGAUAUUAGGUUUUGGUUUGUAGUUGUUAUUAUUUGUGUUGUGGAUUUCCGAGACGGGAAAAAUUCAGGCUAGGCACAAAAAUAAAGGAAAUUCUGCCCGAUUUUCUGUAAAUUUAUGGUAAGGCUUGCUUUGGGAUUCUUUCCCCUUAGCGCCGGUCAUAGACCUAAUUUGGGUCGUGACAUAAAAAGGUAAAAUUAUGUCAGUUUGAAUACUCAAGACCUUCGUUUGAGAAAGAAGAUGAUUAAUGUGUUGUCAUAUUUCGAGAAUGAAUGUUCCUAAGGGGGAAAGGAUGUAACAUCCCGGGUGUUUAAGAUUGUCCGUCGUCUCAUGUUGAGAACUUACGAGUAACUCUAGGGUACUUUUGGACCAAAUUAUCAACGAUAAGGGUAUUUGUACCAAAGUAUUGACUGCAAGGAUAAUUUUGUUCAUAAAUAAUAACAUUUUUAUUCAUUUCACAUAAUUUAAGGAUAUUUUUUAUCUUUUCCAUUUUUUAAAUGGACUAAAAAGGACAAAAGCAAGUAGCAUUAAAUUAUUCAAAGAGUCCCUCACACAUUGAAUCCUUUCCCUUUCUUGAUGUUACUUAAUAUCUUCCAGCCGAAACAAAAACUAUUACCCCUUUUUGGAUAAGUCCUUUUCCAUUUUCGUUCUUCCAUUUUCAUGUGAUCUCAAAAAUCAUUGAUGCGGAGAUUAUUUGUGUUGACUCUUGAAGGCAAGAUCUACAGCUGCAAGCACUGUGGAACUCAUCUUGCCCUUUCUGAAAACAUUGUUUCCAAGAACAAAAAUUCUAUCCCAAAAUGUACAUUCUUUAACCCACCACCCCAUUAGUUCUUUAUGGACCAUUGGAUUCUUGAAUAGCUUAAGCUACUACAACUUCUUUAAGCUUGUCCUCUAUUGUGUAUGAUAAUAUGGAAGCAGCCAUGUGUUGUUGCAAACUAACAUGACCAUCUGCCUGUAUUUGUUUGCAAUGACAAGACAUUACUAGUAGCAACCACUCUGCUUUCAUUGCUUCGA
Messenger RNA from Solanum tuberosum (potato), 1216 nucleotides. Its product is annotated as protein yippee-like. Lineage: Eukaryota; Viridiplantae; Streptophyta; Magnoliopsida; Solanales; Solanaceae. The record is from RefSeq and is a predicted model, not a curated record.